AUGGCCUCGCAAACUCCCAAGACGCCAUCAUCUGGCGUCUCAGAGAACGCCCACAGAACUACACACCCCGCGGUCUCUGGACGUCAAAUCGGCGUUGCCACUAUCCCCUAUGAUCGCCCAGUGGCCCUCAUGACCUCAGGUGCUCCGCUGCUGAAUCCGCGCAGUUGCGUUACCUGUCGCCGACGUCGAGUCCGGUGUGACAAGACGAUGCCUUGUAGUAACUGUCGUCGGGCUCAGAGCGAUUGCAUGUAUCCUGCGCCAGGCCGCGCACCAAGACAAAUGCAGAUGCAGACGCAGACACACAUGCAAACACGUCCUGUGCCAGCUUCAGGACACAGUGAACGUGAGGCGGAUCUCAUGGAACGCCUGCGAAAGCUCGAGGGACUCGUCUACGAAAUGAGUGGUCAAGGUGCUGCGAGCGAAAACGACUUGCAAGCAAGCACAAAAGAGUUGCCAAAGACUCAAGGUAAUGCCACUGGCGGGCAGAGCAUUGUGGAAGCUGCUCAAGAAAAAGUUGAGAAAGACACCCACAAUCUCUGUUUCUCACAGGUCAACAAGCAGCUCGGCCGCCUCGUACUUCAUGAUGGAGAUUCAACACCCAGAUACGUCCACAGUGGCUUCUUUGUCAAACUCAACGAUGAGCUUUCCGAGAUUCGUAAUGAAAUGGAGAUACUGAGUUCCCAAGACGAGGAAAAUGAAUUUGAAGAUGAUACUACUCCCGAGCAAUCGCCUCCUCAGAACCCCGGUCAAGCCGACCAUCACAGCUUUAUCUUUGGCUACAACUCUUCUGACGUUGAUCUCAGGGGUCUUCAUCCACUCCCCGUUCAGGGUUCUUUCCUGUGGCAAAUCUUUCUUGAGAAUAUUGAGCCACUCGUCAAGGUCCUACACAUUCCCACUAUGAGCAAGCUCAUGGCGCAAGUCAGACGCGGAGAGCAUGAUCUACGUCCUGGCGACGAGGCACUCGUUUUUACCAUAUAUUAUGCAGCUGUAGUUUCUGCGGAGAAGCAAGAAAUCGAAACCAAUCUUGGCGGCUCUCAAGCUCACUUCAUCUCUCAAUUCCGCUUUGCACUUGAACAAGCCUUGGCUAAAUCUAACCUUCUCAAUACUACCGACAUGGCCGUGUUGCAAGCCUUUGUUAUCUACUUAACCGUCGUCAAGUGCCAUGAUGACAGCAAGUUCUGCUGGACUCUUACAAGCCUAUGUGUAAGAAUGGCUCAAGCUCUCGGUCUCUAUCGUGACGGUCAACAGUUGGGCCUUCCUCCAUUCGAGGUCGAGAUGCGUCGUCGUCUCUGGUGGGCAAUCGUCUCUCUUGAUAUCCGCUCAGCAGAGGAAAUGGGCUCUGAUCUUAUCAUAAGCGACAAGACCUAUGACACUCAGCUCCCUUCCAAUAUCAACGACACCGAUAUUGACCCUUCUCUCACCGAGAUGCCUAUUCCACGUCAAGGUCGUACGGACUCUUCUAUAUGUCUAACGCGAUAUGAGACGACUGCUCUGACCCGUGGGUUAUUCGCAGCUGUCGCUCACAUGCAGCCUGUUGACCCUAAGAACGUCGAAAAGAGCCUCGAAGAGCGUGAGCGAAUGCUUGUUGAAGUCUAUGAGCGCAUGGAAGACAAGUUUAUCAAGAAUACUAUCAGGGAAGAUGAUCCCGUUUUCUGGGUCGCUUCUCUUAUUUCGAGGAUCAUGAUGGCCAAGGUAGGACUCCUCGUUUAUCAGCCCGUUCUAUUUCCAGGAACGGGUCCCGAGGCAUCGCACGAGGUCCGCAGUCGGCUGUGGCAGUCAUGUAUCGAAAUCGUCGAGUAUACUCAUAUUCUUAAUGUCGACCCGGCCUGUCGACAGUGGCGCUGGUUGUUUCUGACUUACCGACAAUGGCACGCCAUUGCCUAUAUGCUUCUCGAACUCGCGAAGCGACCAUGGGGCAUUAACUCAGAGCGCGCUUGGGAAGCCGCGCAGAUCUUGGAAUACGAUCACCCGAUCGACGGCGCAAGUCACUCCGAUCAUACGGCUGUAUGGAUGCCCAUCAAGAGGCUCUUCACCAAAGCCAAACGCCAUCGCGAAGCAGAACUUGUGCGCCUUCGCGCCGAUCCCGAGGCUGCCAGGCAACUUGAUCGAGAGGAUAAGCUCAAACCUGUGCUUGAACGCAUUGGUCCUGCUCCUGGAAUGGAGACACGCCUAUCAGAGUUGAGACUGCGUUGGAGAAAAGCUUUUCGAUUGGGGGCUUUUUCCAACGAUGCUGAAUACCAGAAUAUUCUACCGCGCCCAGAGGAGACUUUUAUGUCCAGUGGCCCUACAAAUUCUGUACCUCCAAACUUGCAGCGACCUCAAACAGAUCCUGCGCAACUAAUCAAUCCACUCAACUUUGACCCCAAUGCGUGGCAGCAGUUACAAGCCGGAAACCCUGGAAUAGAAAUCUACUUUGAAGGGGGCAACUCAGACAUAACACAGAAUAUAGGUGGUCUGUACCCUAGUGGAAAUAGCUUGGGGAGUAUCUCGAGCAUUGCUUCACCCGCCGUAUCUGGAGUAGCUUCUACGCAUCGAGCCGACAACGACCAUCAGACAAUUGGGGGCAAUCUUUCACCUUGGCCUAGCUCAGAUGUAUUUCAUCACACACAAGAUCCAGGUUCUUUGGGAGAUAUGGACAGCAUUUUCCAAACCAACAAUCUACCAUCUACCGGCCUUGACUUGAACAUGGAUCCUGGCGAGAUUGAUGACAUCGAUUGGAAGAACUGGGACGAGGCGCUCAGGAGUCUUAGUAGGCCGGCUAUGGGGCAAGCAGGAGCCGCUGGACAAGGAAGCUGGGGAGGCAUGUGA
Molecule: messenger RNA, 2808 nt
Organism: Fusarium pseudograminearum CS3096
Lineage: Eukaryota; Fungi; Ascomycota; Sordariomycetes; Hypocreales; Nectriaceae
Exons: 3
Coding region: 1-2808 (935 amino acids)
Biological process (GO): DNA-templated transcription; regulation of DNA-templated transcription
Molecular function (GO): DNA binding; DNA-binding transcription factor activity, RNA polymerase II-specific; zinc ion binding
Source: RefSeq, a predicted model, not a curated record